CGAGGAGUUUCUGCUGGUACCAGGAACAGGUGGCGGGGUAUCGACGGACAAGAAUAAGCUACCCGCAAAUCAUGCGGCGCGUGGCAAAAAGCGGAUGUGCCGGGAUCCGCACGAUCCCCAGUACAACGCUGGUGCGGAUCUCUUUUUCCUUGUCGCAGAGAAGCUCCCUCAGAAAGCAGCCUCCCUAGACCUGCACGACUUCGCAAUUAUUCUCAACGCCUACGCGAAUGUUGACGAAACCGCUUUUGGUGGACAUGUUUCGAUGCUGUCGCUGCUUUUCGAGCGCUCCGCCCAGGUUAUAGCAGCAAAAAUCGCCCUUCUGGGUUACAGUGAG
This is a messenger RNA of Amoebophrya sp. A25, 334 nucleotides long. NCBI's taxonomy places the organism in Eukaryota, Dinophyceae, Syndiniales, Amoebophryaceae. The record is from the annotation of a GenBank genome assembly.